This is a messenger RNA of Nematocida homosporus, 1650 nucleotides long. Its product is annotated as GPI mannosyltransferase 3. The record is from RefSeq and is a predicted model, not a curated record. The transcript has a single exon. Lineage: Eukaryota; Fungi; Microsporidia. Gene Ontology annotation, molecular function: mannosyltransferase activity. Bases 1 to 1650 code for a protein of 549 amino acids. Gene Ontology annotation, cellular component: endoplasmic reticulum membrane.
AUGAAAGAGAGGCAUCGUAGGCAUCUUUUUAGCACUUCAUUUGGUCUUAGUUCUUUAUUAGUACUAUUUAGACUAACUAAUAGUCUACUUAUUAACACACAUUUUGAACCGGAUGAGUAUUUUCAAACAAUUGAGAUAGCAAUGGGUUUGCUUUUGAAAAAACAAAGUGUGACAUGGGAAUGGCUUUUUGGGAUUAGAUCUUUUGUUUUUGUUUCUGUUUUUUAUCUACCUUUAUGGCUAUCUAAAUCUAUUUUAAGUGAACUAGUCUUUAUGCAAGUAGCUCCUUAUAUAGUUAAGGCUGUUUGUGCUUUACUAGCUGCUUUAGGUGAUUAUAGUACAAUCAAAAUUUACCAACUUUUGAUAGGAACGGAAGAGAUACCUUUAGAGAUAGUUUUGGUUUGUACUAUGAAUUUAGGGCAGUGGUUGUACAGUACUAGAUCACAUGCUAAUUCUUUAGAGAUGAAUGUAGGUAUGUGGAUUAGUGCGCGAUUGCUAAGUAUUGUUAGUGAACGGGAUAAGAGGACUAAAUUGAUCUCUUUAGGGGUAAGUGCUUUUAUAUCUGGGUUGUUGAUUUAUAUCAGGACGAGUUCUAUCUUUAUGAUUGGAGUAGUUUGGUUGUACGUGCUUAAGAAGGAGGUUGAACAGUUUUGGAGUGCUUGGUUGGUAGUGAAGAGGAAAGGAGAUAUUAAGCAGGGGGUUUUACUGACUUAUUUAGGACACAGUCGGGUUUUGGCUUUAAGUACGUGGUUGGGAGUUGGUUUGGCUCUGGGAUUAGGGAUUUUGAUAGAUAGUUGGUUUUAUGGGGAGUUAGUGGUAUCUCCUUUUGAAUUUAUUCGGGUUAAUCUGGUUUAUGGCGUAUCUAAGCUUUUUGGAGUCUUACCGGGUUAUGUAGUCUUAUGGUUUGUAGUGGUGUUAUUAGGAGGAUAUACGGGUUUAUUAGUAUUCUGUCGGGUCUCUUACUUGAACUUAGAAGUAGUUGUUCCGGCUGUUUAUUUAGUAGUGCAUAGUUUGAUUGGGCAUAAGGAGAUGAGGUUUUUGUUACCGGUUUUACCUUUCUUUAAUCUGAUUAUAGCUAAGAAUAUGAGAAGAGUUUGGAGUGAGGUGGGUGUAGGAAGGGGAUUGAUAGGGAGGAGUAGUAAGUUUUUGUUUUGUAAGCAAUUUUUGGCUAUCAAUCUUUUGAUUGGGAUUUUGAUAGGAAUAGAUCAUCAAAAUAUUAGUAGACCCUUAUCUUUUUUAAGGAAAGAAUGUUAUAGACAUAUAUCUAGUCGUUCUGAACCUGUGUUUAUCUUUUCGGCCUUUAAUCCUUAUAUGUUGCCUUUUAAUACUUAUUUAGGACACCGUCGGAUUAUAGUGAAGUCUUUGGAUGACAAUCCGGAUUUAAGUGGGGUUUUAGACCGAUUAAAACGAGUGCAAAGGUACAAGCACUAUAAUUUAGUCUUACAAGAGCAUACUAUCUUUUCUUCAGCUAUGAUAUCUAAUCUUAAACGAGCAGGAAUUCUUGAGUAUGACUAUUUAGUGAUUAACAGCCAGUACGAUACAGAGAUAGAACAGGAACUACCCGAACUUAUCAAAGUACAUGAAUCUCUGCACAUGCGCAUUCCCUACCACCAAUCUGUAUCUAUCUACAAACGACCCCUCCGAAAUAAAUAG